Molecule: messenger RNA, 1556 nt
Organism: Marmota flaviventris (yellow-bellied marmot)
Lineage: Eukaryota; Metazoa; Chordata; Mammalia; Rodentia; Sciuridae
Source: RefSeq, a predicted model, not a curated record
AAGAAGUGAUACAUAUGAUAUUAUGUAUAUAUUUACAGCUCUAUUGUAAAGGUGGGGUCCCUGUCCCCAGCUGCUCCUGGGGAGUAGAAGCAAUAAUGUAUUUGAUUUGUGGGGUCCCACUUCGGCUAUGCGGGUUUCUAGGGGGCGGGGGCUUGGGACCAAAGCCUUGCCCCCCUCCCAUGCCCCUUUGGGGGUUUUGGCUGUGUAAGGGGGUGAAGGACUGCCCCUCCCUUCUGAGACCCCUCCUUCCUGGUUUCUGUUCCCUUUUCCUGGCAGUGAAUUAUGCAAAGGGGGUUGGCAAAGGAAGGGUAGGUGGGGGAAAGCAAGGUGGGAACUUGAAAGAUUGGGGGGACUGGGCCUGUAAGGAAGGAGCCAUCCCAGUCCCCCUCCGCCCUGCUGCGGCGCUGAGUCAUGGGGUCCUGGAGAAGAAGGGGCGGGUGCCUGAUUGGCUCGCCCGCCCCUGGGGGCAGCGGGCGGGCCCCGCCCAGCUCGGGAGCGCAGCUCCCUCCCCGGCCUCCCUCCCCUCCCGCGUCCCCGGGCAGGGAAUGUCUUGUUCCCGCCGCUCCCUCCCUGGGGCCAGAGGGCAGGGCGGGCCGGGCGGCGUCGUACCCUCUCCUUCCCACCUCCUCCCCGCCCAGGUGCGAGCCGGAGCCGCCACCGCUGCCGCCCCUGACUCACGCCGCCCCCGGGCUGGCGGGACGCAGGGUGUGGGACCCGGUGAGGGGCUGGGGGAGCCGCGGUGGCGCCACCUGGCGGCCGUGCCCUGCGCGGGCCGCGGCCCUGGCUCCGUGGCGCCCCAGCUGGUGAGCGUGCGCCCCCUCGCCAAGGCGUCGGGCCGCUGGGAAGGUGGGCUGCGGUGCUGUGGGAAGGGCAUCCCUUUCCCAGACCCUUGCCAGCCGGGCUUCCCAGCGGGCAGAGAAUGACCCCACUCCUCUAGGAUUGAGCCCACCCACCGCCCCUGUACAUAGCCUCGUCUGUUGGUCUCGUGGAAAUCUAGUUUCAGAUUUUUAACUACCCAAUUCCGCUGGGGCGGGGCACCUACCCCGACCCUUUCCUCGCUGGGUGCUGGACCCCCUUGCGGCCUGGGCUCUGCCUUGCACUAUUUCCCCUCCCUGGCCUGGCGGCCCCUCCCCCUCCUUAACGGGGCAGGUUCAGGGGCCCGGUGCUCUCCCUCCCUCCCUCCCGUGCACCCCCAUGCCCAUUUGCACAGCUGCCCAGGUACCCCCAACAGUGGGGAGGGGUUACAGGGAGGGGUAGCGGGACCAGUCCCUGUAUCUAUUUAAAAGUGAUGAUGUAAUAUAUUGGGGUGGGAGGGGAGGUCGGGUGCCCUGGGCCUCAUCUUAGCAUUUCAGGUGAUGGGGGGAGCCCAGGGCUGGGGAGACCUGGGGCCCAGCCCCAGAGAGUGGGGACAAUAUGGCCUCCCUUCUCCCUACUUGCGGCUUUCCCGGUCAGUGCCUUAGGGGGGGAGGCAUCCCCCCCUCUCCUGUUCCCUUUCCCCUACCCCCCCACCUCGGGUGUAAGCGACAGGAAGAAAUAAUAAUAAUUUAAGAUUCACA